This is a messenger RNA of Catharus ustulatus (Swainson's thrush), 1395 nucleotides long. RefSeq names its product STARD3 N-terminal like (gene STARD3NL). NCBI's taxonomy places the organism in Eukaryota, Metazoa, Chordata, Aves, Passeriformes, Turdidae. The transcript is spliced from 9 exons. The record is from RefSeq and is a predicted model, not a curated record. Bases 191 to 895 code for a protein of 234 amino acids.
GCUAGCAGAGGGGCGGCGGGGCCGCCGGUGCCGACCGACCCGGCCUUCCCUUCCUUUCCCUUCCAUUUCCCCGCUUCGUCCUCUGCCGGUGCCGCCGCUUUCUCCGGGAAGGGCGCAGAAAUUCUUCCUGUAUGGAUCAGCCUUCUAGUGAUGGUGAAACUGGAAGAAGACCACUCUAAGCAAACACAGGAUGAAUCGAGUACCAGCUGAUGCAGAAAAUGGUCACAGUAGCAGUGUGGAAUCUUGCCCUUCCUUGUGGGAUGUCCACUCCAUCAACCCAACGCAGCUGAUAGCAAGGAUUGAGUCAUAUGAAGGCAGGGAGAAGAAAGGCAUAUCAGAUGUCAGAAGGACUUUCUGUUUGUUUGUUACAUUUGAUCUCUUAUUCAUAACCUUACUGUGGAUAAUAGAAUUAAAUGUAAAAGGAGGCAUUGAGACUACCUUAGAGAAAGAAGUCCUACAUUAUGACUACUCUUCUUCGUAUUUUGAUAUAUUUCUACUGGCAGUCUUUCGGUUUAAGGUGUUAAUACUUGCAUAUGCAAUGUGCAGACUGCGCCAUUGGUGGGCAAUAGCUUUUACGACAGCAGUGACCAGUGCCUUUUUAUUAGCAAAAGUAAUUAUUUCACAGCUGUUCUCACAGGGUGCUUUUGGCUAUGUGCUGCCCAUCAUAUCCUUCAUACUUGCCUGGAUUGAAACUUGGUUCUUGGACUUUAAAGUGUUACCACAAGAAACUGAAGAAGAAAAUAGAUUUCUGAUAGCACAGGAUGCUUCAGAACGAGCAGCUCUUCUUCGCCCAGGAGUCCUCUCUGAUGGGCAGUUCUAUUCUCCUCCUGAGUCUGUAGCAGGUUCUGAUGAAGACUCUGAAGAAAAACAAGACAGUGAGAAACCGGUUGUAUAAUAAAGAAGAAAAAGCAGAAAGAAAAUCUCUGCAGGAAGUUGUUGGGGUUUGGAAACUGGCAACAGAGUCUGUGGCUGACUUGCUGGCAGAGCUGCUGACAGGAGAAUUUAUUCAUUAGAAAGUAAAGGGAAUGGUUCCCAUGUACUGUAAUACCUCAUAAAGAUGUACCUUGUUGACAUAUGUACAUUAGAUUGUCUCCCAGAUGGUAUGAAAGUAUUUGUCCACAAUGUAUUUUAUUAUUCAGUGAUUCCUGAAGUUGAUCUUCUAAUGACUAUUGCUAGAAGGUGUUGUCUUGUGUACCUAAUCAACAGACUAGUAAUAUAAUGAAGUAAAACUUCUCUGUGAUUGAAGUAUAUUUAAUAAUUGUUGGGUCUUACUAGAUAAAAUUAUUUUAUGUUAUUGUAAUUUUUAAUUCAUUCAUGUUUACUUUUUUUAAUGCCAAGCAUUUUCUUUUUUUUUUUUUAAUGGGUAUGUUCACUUUCUAAAAUAAAAAUUAAAAC